GUUUGUUUUCGACACGUUUUUAGUUUUUCUGCGGAAUCUGCGCGUUUUUCUGUCCGUGAAUCCGGUUCAAAUUCCCGCAGACACACCGAACAUCCACCGAGAGACACCGGAGCUUCUCAGGGACCCAGCACGGUCCCCAUCAUGAAUAAAAACAAGAAGAGGGUGGUUCUGCCCAGCCGUCCUGACCCCCCCACUGUGGACCAGAUCCUGGAGGACAUCAACAGAACUGCACCCAGCGACCCAGUGUUCAGUGUCCUGGAGCAGAGUGGACAGGACGUGUCUCGGCCCUCAGACUCUGACGUGGACAUGAAGUUCCUUCAGUGUCGUCGGUACCUGGAGUUGAACGAGCGGCUGCAGGAAGCUCGAGGUCGGCUGCUACGACAGAGGGAGGAGCUAAAGGCAGCGGGGGAGCAGCUGGACAGAGACGUGGAAAAGGUCAAAGGUCAAACUCUCUGACUCCACAGCCGCCUCCUCUGGCCUGGUGGCUCAGCUGGCUGUUCUCUGACCUGCCGCUGCGCCCUGACCCCGACAGCAGGGGGGCUUCAGGAGUCGCUGUCGUCUGACCCACAACUGAACUCUGUGUGUGUGUGUGUGUGUGUGUGUGUGUGUGUGUGUGUGUGUGUGUGUGUGUGUGUGUGUGUGUGUGUGUGUGUGUGUGUGUGUGUGUGUGUGUGUGUGUGUGUGUGUGUGUGUGUGUGUGUGUGCGAUGACACAUUUCUAAUCAGAUCAUUGGGACUGACAGACUCUUAUGUUGCAUUCAGGUACAAACUAAAGUGUCUGUGUUUUUGCUGUUAUGCAGCUCAUCACCUUAAAUGUACUUCCAUAUUUUGAGUUUUAUAAUCUUUCACCUUAACGCACUUCAGCGCAAGAAAACACAGAGAAACAAAACAACUGUAUAAAUCUGACAACACAUUUAAAAAUGCUGCAAAGUGAGAAAAUGGUCUCAGACUCAGUAUUCAUGUGUCAUCUUCAGUUGAGUCUCUGUUCACCUUCACCAUGUGUGACUUUAAACAGUCAAAUCCA
Molecule: messenger RNA, 1023 nt
Organism: Hippoglossus stenolepis (Pacific halibut)
Lineage: Eukaryota; Metazoa; Chordata; Actinopteri; Pleuronectiformes; Pleuronectidae
Gene: c14h19orf25
Product: chromosome 14 C19orf25 homolog
Exons: 3
Coding region: 142-456 (104 amino acids)
Source: RefSeq, a predicted model, not a curated record